AUGCCUCACGAUUUAAAGAGCCUGGCUGCCAGGAAAGCGUUAAUGGCUCCACUUUCACCAACCCCUUGUGCUGAGAUUAGUGAUGAUGAACUGGUUUCAAUAUCUGUCAGAGAUCUAAAUCGUCAAUUGAAGAUGCGAGGAUUGACACGGGACCAAAUUGUUAGAAUGAAGCAGAGACGUCGCACGUUGAAAAAUCGUGGUUAUGCAGCCUCGUGUCGCAUCAAACGAAUAGAGCAGAAGGAUGAACUUGAGACGGAAAAAAGUCAGGAAUGGCAUGACAUGGAAGCAAUGCAAGACGAAAACAACAGAAUUCGAGAAGAACUUGAAGCAUUAAGGUCUAAAUAUGACGCACUGAAAAGGUUUGCCACCAUGAAGAGAAUUCCUCUCCCGAGUGAUCUUGACACAAUGCCAUAA
Molecule: messenger RNA, 414 nt
Organism: Leptosia nina
Lineage: Eukaryota; Metazoa; Arthropoda; Insecta; Lepidoptera; Pieridae
Source: the annotation of a GenBank genome assembly